Mesorhabditis spiculigera is the source of this 1305-nucleotide messenger RNA. The record is from the annotation of a GenBank genome assembly. Lineage: Eukaryota; Metazoa; Nematoda; Chromadorea; Rhabditida; Rhabditidae.
AUGACGAUUUCUAACGGGAAAGAUACACCGGAUGGUUUUGCCCAAUCGGGAAGUACUUCGCCGGAUAUUAAGCCGGAUGUUGGGAUGCUCGACUUCAACCAUCUCCCCAAAAAUGUUUGCCCAACGUUUUGCGUGGUGUGUGGGGACAAGGCAGCUGGAUACCAUUAUGAUGUGCCAAGCUGUAACGGAUGCAAAACGUUUUUUCGACGUACCGUAUUGGACCAGCGGAAUUUUACUUGUAAAAAGGGUGGCCGCUGUUUUGAGAUUUUACCGAAAGAAAGGAGAUGUUCCUGUCGAGCAUGCCGAUUUCAAAGAUGUGUGGAGGUUGGAAUGAACCCAUUAGCCAUUCAAACCGAUAAAAACCUGCAAUCCAAUGAAAUGUUCCGAUCUCUUGUCUCCAAAAGAAAAACAACCGAUGCUGAAGAGCUGGAAGAACCACCGAGGGAUUCCAAGAUCUUGAUGGAACUUCGGUUGAAGGAAAAUACAUUUGAAAGGCUCAUUGAAGGCUUGCAAUACCUUGAGAUAAAGAUUGGAGGCCUGAAAGCUAUCCUAAAAAAGCACUCCGCUCUCUCACAAGCCGAUAACCUUGGGCCGAUGCCCGAUUGGCCCCUAAAACCACUUCCUCCAUUUGACCCGUCACACGGCUGCAAGCCAUGCCAGGACCCGGUUAGACAGGCGUGGCUGAAGAUGCCAAACCGGAAGAAUUGGUUCUUUUUUGACUUGCUGAUGGCUGUGGAAUAUACGAAAACAUUCGAAUUUUUCUCGCAACUUGAUGAAAGCGAUAAGGUGAUACUCACCCGCUACGUCUCACUCAUGCUCCUGGGAAUUACCCAAAGUUUCUAUUCAUUCCUAAAAGACCAUGACGCCCAGUAUGUCGUCCACCCCGAUGGAACCCGCCCCGGCCAAGUUUGGGCCUGGAAAAAGGAGAACUUUUGGAACAGCAUCAGACCCAUGAUGGAAACCGUCUUUGCAUCGAACCUAGGAGCUUUGCGGAAUAAUAAAGUAACCCAUGAGGAAUACGUUCUCAUCAAGGCUAUUAUUUUAACAAAUUCUGCGAUCGAAGGGCUUACGGAGCAUGGGAGCAAGAUCAUCGAGACAGCCAGACAAAAGUAUUCGGAGGCGCUAUUUUCGCUUCAGAUGGCUAAGCUCGGUGCUGUACAUGGUCCCGCGCGGUUUCAAGAGCUGCUUUCUAUUGUGCAGUUGCUGAUUCGGACGGCCAGGAAGCACCGGGAAUGUCAUCUUUUGCAUAAUGUCACAAAACCUGCUACCCGAAGAGCGCCAAUGGUGGAAGAAAUUAUGGACGCC